AUGAGGACCCGCCAAAGCUGUGCGAGGGGCGACAACCCAGAGAGUACGUACGUGGAUGUGGACUCCAGAGAAGAGAGGGACAUGGGGCAGGGGAAGGAUGAGGAAGGUGGCGAGGUAAAGGAGGAAAGGAGUGUGGAGAAGAGGGCUGAGGAGGAUGACGUAGAGGAUGAAGAUGGCGAUGUAAGUUUGCUGCUUUUUGGCGUACCGUGCGUCACAGAGGACGAGUCUCAUUACAUUACCACACAUGAGAUCCAACUGACUGAACUGUCAGAUGACGAGGGGGAUAACGAUGUGAGUGUGGGCUGGGAGGACAACCAGGUGUUUUCCUUUGUGGACUAUGACGCAUUUGAGCAAAACGGAAGCAAAGUUGUGAAUGAGAAGAAGAGCAGCCCACAUGUUUCCAGUAGUCAAUCUCAGCCACAACAGCAGAUCCACCUGUCAAUCAGAACUACUUCCCAGACCGGGGGGGACAACCUGGUCUACCAUGGCGACGUGAGUGGAUACCUUUUCAGGGGAGUGGAUGGGGACGCGGCCAAGUGCUUUAUAGCAGCACCGGGAAGGGUGCACUUUGGCGCCAAAUUACGCGGUAGAGAAGUGACCGACUCCAGUGGGACGUCCAGUGCUGUGAGUGAGCUCGACGACGCAGACAAGGAAGUGCGCAACCUCACGGCCAAGGCUUUUAAAAGUUUAGCAUAUCCAUACUUUGACACUAUUAACUUUAGCACGUCAAGUGAAUCAUCUGCAUCAGAGAAGUGGUCUUUUGUUGACCUAAAGUACGGCAACGUGGAUAAGCGAGUGGUGUCUCGACAGAGUUUGGAGAACAGGAGUUUCACUGGGUUCACUCUCAAUGGGAAUCCACAAACGCAGCUGGGGUUCAUGGGGAAACUGGGGCAGGGUCACAGCGGAGUGAUCAGGCUCACAGAGACGCUCAAUUUCCGCUGCAAUGUUGGAGUGGCCGGAGCUGACAGACCCCCGAUGUUUGCCCAAAGCGCAACAGCAGCCGGAUCACGUUCCAAGGAUGAAGUUACCAACGCAGUGGCAGGGAGCAGGCAGUGGCGAUUAGGAGCCGCCACCAAGCCGCCCUGUCAAAAAACCAUGGAGCAUAAGAAAGCCAUAUUCGCAUCCAGCCUGAUUAAAAAUGUUAUUUCGAAGAAGAUGCAGUUUGAGCAGGAGCGCAAAAUGGAAAGAGGGGAGAUUAGCGAGCCCAACGCACAAGAGGACACUGCCAAAGCGAGUAAAGGAGGCAGAGAACUGCUCAGGCAGAGCUCUAAAUUUUCAGAGAGCAGCUCUGACCUCGCAAUAAUGUGCGUGGAUGAAUUGGGAGACUUGGUGGACAGCGGCUCGUGUGAUACUAAGAGUGACAGGGCGCACAGACAAGCCUCUGUCGCGUUGGAGCACGCGAAUGAAGCUGGAAUCGAUACUAAAAAAGGUGCAUUGGACGCGUCUAAAAACACGCUGCUUCAUAGCCAAAAUAGCGCAUUCAGAUGCUGGAAGGACGACGAUCUAGAGUUUCAAAAGGAUCGUAAAGGUGUUCAGAGCGCACUCGAGGCGAACGACUCUGAUCAGAGUGGAGUUAAACUCACGAAAAUGUCGAGUUUGUUUUUGCCAAGUAUCCAGCAGCUGUCCAGCGAAGAGCAGCGGCAAGACAGCCCCGUUUUGGGGCACGAGGGGAGCGUAGAAGCGCGCUCAGACAAUAGACUGUUCGUGCCAGACUCCAGAAAUGUCACUACUAAAUCUCCUGAGAUUAAGAUCAAUCUGAGAAGUGGUAAAAACGAGCCUUUUGGUGUGACUCGACUACGCGCUCCGAAUAUAGGCUGCAGCAGGACCGAGGACUACAAAUCUCUGACUCUCGCUGCGGCUCUGAAGGGUGAGUGCUCAGAUAAAGUUCCACAUUUUAUGGUCAGAGAUAUACGAGAUAAUAAAGGCAAGCUGCAGACGCCCAUACACCAGGUUAGAGACGUAAGAAAGCUUGUGAAAAGCUCGUAUCACUUUGUAUCUUUGGAUAACAACGACAAUAAAACAACAUUGGCCACCUCUGACAGCCAAACAGAAUCUAAAAGGCAAACAUCAGGUAGAAAUUCUACUUCCGUCUCACCUAUCGUGAUCAAAUGUCAAUCUGUGAACACUAAUAAUAACGGGAAACCCUCAGAUAAUAUUAUUGAUUUGUGCAAAAGGGAGGACUUUGAAAGGUCAUCACCUGAGGGCGCUAAAGGGACUCACUUAAGAGCAACUGGAAGGUCUAAUUCCUCUGAUGGAGGCAGUGGAUCUAAAAUUGAAAGUAAAGUGGCUGCAUGGAAGCAAGACAAGGACAAUUUAGAUAAAAAGACAGACAAACUAACCAACCAAGUGGCUUUAGAGAAGUUACAAGCAGCUGUGAAAACAAUGGAGCAACUGUAUGUUUUUGAAAAGAAUGAGUGGAAACGGAAAAGUGAGCCAAACCCAGUGAUGGACAGUCAUGUGCUGCCUCUUAUUAAUGAAGAACAGGAUAAGCCUUCAGCUAAAGAUUGCAGCAGUGAAAAGCUGGAGUCACUAGUGAGACAUGAGGAACAGGUUGGCCACAGCAGCAGCCAUGAUGACAGGUUUAUAAUGAAGACUAUGAAAGCUGAAAACCAAGCCACCCAAUCCCCUUAUGGCACAAAGACGUUCACCCCCAAGUCCCCAAAGCUGCCAACAUCACUAAGGACCACUAUGGGACGACUCAGUGGACUGGACAGAGCUGACUCUAAAGAAGAAGAGCGCGCGAACCAGGAGCAAGCCAUGUCCGACCAUGAGAACUAUUUAACUAUACCUGUCAAAUUUGCACCAAAACAAGUUCCACCUCCUGACGCAUCUUCAGUGCACACCUUUAAAUCUCGCACCCCACCUGGACCAGCCCGGGCCACUAUUCAGGACAACCUUCCCACCAGCAUUGUCAUGGAAACGCCUGAAACACCAACGGCAGCCAUAUACCAUUCAUUACCAAUGGGCAUCACAACUAAUCAACUCUAUUGCUUCUCCCCAGCAGUUACCCCAGCACCAUCUCUGGAUCAUUUUCAGCCCACCCAAAGGAAAAUGCUGCUUGACCCUACUACGGGGAACUACUACUUAGUUGAGACCCCGAUGCAACCCACUAGUAAGCGCCUAUUUGACCCUGAAACAGGACAAUAUGUGGAUGUUCCGCUACCCCCAGCUCCAAUGACACCUGUUCCUAUGUCCUCUCUGGCCAUAAGUCCCGGGGCAUACGCACACACCUACAUGAUCUAUCCCGGGUUUAUGCCUCCCACGGUCAUCCCAGCCCGCACCUUGGUCACGUCACAGAUGUCAGUGCAUUCAGACCCCCCGGACAAAACCCCUCCUCAACAAAGUGAGGCCCCUUACAUGGAGAGUCCAUACUACAUGGCCACAGGCAAGUCUCCACAAACGGCUCAACCUUCCACCAGCAGGACGCCCCAGGGGUACUCCGCCCUGAAGCAGCCCUUCAUCAGCAUCUCGUCUCCCCAACAAGGUCCCCGCAUCAUUGCCCCGCCCUCCUUUGAUGGGACUACCAUGAGCUUUGUGGUGGAGCACAGAUGAAGAGGUAUGAACUUCAAAAUAAAUGGACAUCUCCUUUUCCUUCAUAAAAAACAAGCUGAUGAAGCCAUGAAUGAGGCAUCAGCAGUAGUUACCCUGCAGACAAUGGGGACUUUUGGUUGGGAGAUAUUUGAACUACAGAGGCGACGUCACCUUGGUGACAACUGACUGCUUUGUGGGAUUCAGCUAACCUUGGAUCUGCUGGCCAGUCCAUAACUCUUAUUUGAUGCCACAUAAUAUAAAAUAAAAAAUAAUUUACGGUAUGUCUAUUGCAUAGUCUCAUAGUCUCAAAGUCUUAUUAUGGAUCCUUGAACACUUAUGCUUGUGAAUGGAUCACAGUGCAUACCCAAUGAUUGGGGUCAUCAUUUAUUUCAAAAGAAAUUUAGUAGGAUAAGAAAUGUAUGUUGUGAUAUUGUGUUUUCUAAAUUUUGUAAUCUAAUAAUGCAAUGGCUUUUAUUUGUAUACCAGAUUAUUAUUAUUAUAAUAUAUGCAUCUGUGAUGGUAAAUUUUCAUCAGUUUAAAAUAUUUUACUUAAGUGUCUUUAUGUUAUCUCAUUAUUAUGGUUGUGUUUUUUUUUUCUUUUCAACACUUUUUAAGAAUAUUGACAUUUAUGUAAUACUAUUUCUGCCGAAAAGGUGAUGGUUUACUGUAAGGUUAUACACAGGGCCUCUUGGUAAUUUGAUUGUAGAUGAGGGUUUGAGUAUGUUUAGAUAGCAUAUCAUUGGAUCCAUGAUACCGUUAGGCAUACAUACUGCUUUAUGUGAAUUUUCAUUUAGACAGUGCAAUAAUGUUAUAAUGAAUAUUUAGCAUUUUUUAAUUAAUCAAACUUCAGGGAUGUUUUACACUGAAGUCUUUUGUGCACUGAAAAAAUACAAUAAAUAUCAGAACUUUUGCAAAUUUCAAAA
Molecule: messenger RNA, 4454 nt
Organism: Periophthalmus magnuspinnatus
Lineage: Eukaryota; Metazoa; Chordata; Actinopteri; Gobiiformes; Gobiidae
Gene: c18h4orf54
Product: chromosome 18 C4orf54 homolog
Exons: 2
Coding region: 1-3552 (1183 amino acids)
Source: RefSeq, a predicted model, not a curated record